Molecule: messenger RNA, 5322 nt
Organism: Rhipicephalus microplus (southern cattle tick)
Lineage: Eukaryota; Metazoa; Arthropoda; Arachnida; Ixodida; Ixodidae
Cellular component (GO): cytoplasm
Molecular function (GO): protein binding
Source: RefSeq, a predicted model, not a curated record
CCUGCGUAUGGCCGCAGCCGGCGGCUGCAACGCUAUGGGGGAUGCAUAUUUGGAGCGAAAACAUUAGUUCGCAGUUUGAAUUUGCAGCGCAAAUCGCAGAGCGAGAAGCCUCAAGUGCAGAGGAACGUCCCUAACACCAGGAAUGAGCAGAAGCAUGCGUAAGUGAAGCGCAACGGCCCACUUUCGGCACGGUCUUUUUGCAGUGCUCGACCCCAAGUUUCGACAGAGCUGGGCCCAGGCGCGGAGUAGGGCGCACUGUUGCAACCAGGUAGCGCAACCUGUCCAGGCCUAAGAGCGGACGACGCACUGCACGCACAAAAGCGCGUUUAUGAAACGUAAUCUACAAAAUUAAUGUAAUGGCCGUGUCAUCGAGUAAUUUGCCGUCACAGAAAUAGCCGGGACGUCUAAGUUGGCCACAGAAGGUAGCGAAUAGUUUUGCAGUCGGUGCGCGCCCAGUGGGGCCGACGUUUUGCACAGCCAACCUCUCCGGUGUCGCAAGCGUUCCGUGUCAGCAAGGUUCAUCGGCUCUUCCCCGCGCCUAACGACGCGUCAGAUGACAGCGAUGGACAGCGUUACCAUUUCGACGUCGGGAACGAAGCCGUGAACCUCUUUGAUUUAAGCACCGUUUUCUCGCACUUCGCGCGCGCCCCGCACUGUCACCAAAGUCGCGCAAACUUUUGCGGCGAGCGCGCGAGUUCUAGCCUCGACGCCAGCGCGUCCCUUCGUCGUCUGUUUCGGAAGAAUCGUCUGCAACCGCGAGAGACAGCUGCAGCAACGGCACUAAAAGCCGCUUAGCAGCAACGGCAACCAAGUGUCGGAAAUCGUGAGACAAAACUAGGUGACUGCCACGGAACGCGGGAUCGUUUUCGUGAACUUUGUGCCGUCGUGCCGAACUUGUAUGCCAAGCCGAGUCAAAGGCGAGAGAAAGGUGGCAGCCGAGAAAGUUUUUCCUCGCUGGUAACCUCGGCUCCAGCGUACAGGCGACCAAACCCCACGCUGUGUGUGUUUUGUGCGUGCGUGCGUGCGGUUUUUUGUCGCCGGUUGAAUGGGGCGCCUUGUCGUAAAAAAGCGAGUAGCGUAGACAGGCUGCAAAAGCGACGGGACCCGAUGCUGACGACGUCCGAGGCGGCGGCAUGCGAAAGUUGUCCAAGUCCAAGAGCGGUGACAAGGCGGCGUCGUCGUCGGCGUCCGGCGGGUCCCACGACGCGACGGCGCUGCGCCUAGCCAGCUACCGCGCCGGCGAAGUGUCCGUGCCGUCGUCGACGGAAAGCCCUAAGGUUAGUCCUAGCUCGCCCGAAGACGAUCACGGGCCGAGUUCGUCGGAACCUGUUGCCUCUUCGGAACGACGUGUCAUGAGCGGUCUCGACCAGCCCUCGACGAGCCGGGGAGACGUCGUCAAGGAGAAAAAGCUGAGCUCGGGGUCGCUCGGAAGCGGCGAUGCAGCAAGGCCGAAACAGGUGACCGUCACGCACCCUGGGACAACAAAGCCCAAGCCAACUUCCAAAAAGAAGGGCUCCAUCCAAGCAGAUCUUCUGUACGCUCAGUGCCACAGCUCGUCGCAGCGCAUCAUGGCCGGAGUGAAAUUUAAGAUGGACGAGUGGCUGAACAACCUCUCAAACAAGGUCAAGACGGAUGUAUCAAAAGAGCUGUGUCGCUGCCGGGACCAAGGUGCCACACGCCUGGACCUCAGCAAAUCCAGUAUCACGGUGCUGCCAUCGUCAGUGCGUGAGCUUAGCCACCUGGAGGAGUUCUACCUGUACGGCAACAAGUUGGCCACGUUGCCCGACGAGCUGGGCAGCCUGGUCCACUUGGAGACGCUGGCACUCUCCGAGAACUCCCUCACCACGCUGCCGGACACGCUCGCCAACCUGAAGCAGCUGCGCGUGCUCGACGUCAGACACAACAAGCUCAACGAGAUCCCCGAAGUUGUGUACAAGUUGACAUCGUUGACAACAUUGUUCCUGCGCUUCAACAGGAUACGAGAAGUCAGCGAGAACAUAGCCAAUUUAACGAAUUUGACGAUGCUGAGCCUGCGGGAGAACAAGAUCCGGGAGCUUCCAGCGGGCAUAGGCAAGCUGACACAGCUGGUCACCUUCGACGCUUCCAACAACCACCUCAAGCACCUGCCUGCGGAGAUUGGGAACUGCGUGCAGCUGUCGACGCUCGAUGUCCAGCACAAUGAGCUUGUGGACCUGCCCGACACGAUAGGCAACCUUAUGGUGCUUUCCCGGUUCGGCAUCAGGUAUAAUCAGCUGACAGCCGUGCCAAAGUCCCUGAGCAAUUGUGUUCUCAUCACGGACUUCAACGUCGAGAGCAACUUGGUCUCCCAACUACCCGAAGGACUUCUAGCGAGCUUCACGAAUCUGCACACCCUCACCCUGUCACGAAACAAUUUUGCAUCGUACCCCUCAGGGGGUCCGGCCCAGUUCACUACAGUCACCUCCAUCAACAUGGAGCACAACCAGAUAAAUAAGAUCCCCUUUGGGAUCUUCUCGCGCGCCAAGCACCUGUCCAAGCUCAACAUGAAGGAGAACCAGCUCACGUCGCUACCCCUUGACCUGGGCACGUGGACGACCAUGGUUGAGCUGAACCUGGGCACGAACCAGCUGAGCAAGAUCCCCGACGACAUCCAGUACCUGGUGUGCCUGGAAGUGCUCACACUGAGCAACAACCUGCUCCGACGCCUGCCCAGCACCAUCGGGAACCUGGCUGCACUGCGUGUGCUCGACCUCGAGGAGAACCGCCUCGACAGCCUGCCUAACGAGAUCGGUCAUCUGCGGCAGCUGCAGAAGCUAGUCGUCCAGAGCAACCAGUUGACCAACUUGCCGCGCGCCAUCGGCUACCUGAGCAACCUCACCUACCUGAGCGUUGGGGAGAACAACCUGAACCAGAUUCCUGAGGAGAUUGGCACCCUGGAGAAUCUGGAGUCCUUGUACAUCAACGACAACCCGAACCUACAUAGCCUACCGUUUGAGCUGGCCCUGUGCACCAACUUGCAGAUCAUGAGCAUCGAGAACUGCCCCCUGUCACAGAUACCUGCCGAGAUUGUCAACGGCGGGCCCUCGCUUGUCAUCCAGUACCUCAAGAUGAAGGGACCCUACCGGACGCUGUGACAUCCAUCCAACACGGAGACCGCCCCCUGUGGCAAGUGUCUCCACCACACCGGUGGCAAGAAGCGGUGGCGCCGCCUGGUCGAGACCCGGUGGCCCGCACUCUUAGCGGGAGCCAGGUGCAUCCGCCACGCGCUGUUCAAGCUCUGAGAGCCGGCUUCAGCCGCCAGUGCUUCUGCGACCUAUUCUACGGCAGUGGGUGCAGCGCAAAGGACUCGCUUGAAGGGCCUUUCGCCGAUAACGAUUGCUCGCUCGUUUUAACUUCUCAAACGUGCCAAUUGCGACACUUUCUAGAGCCUGCCUGAAGUUGCCGGAAUUCCUGCUUGUGGCUCUGAGAAACCGAAGGAACUACAUGGUAAAGGUGCAAGCAUGGGUGAUGGAAGUGCUCUGGGUCAAUGACCUUUCUGGCUCUCAGCAUAGAGAACGUCCCGUUACAGCUGUAGCUUUAAUGCAGACACCGAUGCAUUGCGACGAAACUGGCAGAUGAGCGCUUGAAAUGUGGGAGAAACUGCGUAAGCACCGAGGCAUACACACACGCACAUUCGGUCAGGCCAGUUGUUCGUAACGCAGCAGCACAAACUUUUGGUGCUGGCUGCCCUGGCGCGAGCCAAUGAAUGCGCUUUUGGGCAGCAGUAUCGACGUAUACCCUCACAAUGCUAACAUUCAUCGGUGCUGCGAAAUUCACUAGAGGAGCCGCGUUCUCCCCUUGAAAGGAUCAUAGGACAGAAAGCGGUACUCAAGUGCGACAAGUUGUACACACCACAUUGUUGCUGGCAGUGGAGGUCAUCAAGACGUCAGCUUGCUGAAGAAUGGUUGGCUGCCAACUUCAACUUGCAUUGUCAGUUUUGUCCGAAAGACAUUCUGCUACGUCGCCCCCUGUUCUUAUCUCGGUGCAUCUGCAUUUAGGCAGUGAAGGUGAUUUCCGUGAUUUUGAGAAGAGUUCAGCCGACAACUAGCGAGUCAACAGACGCCCUUAGCCACGGAGGCAUGGAAAAGCAAGAGCCUGCUGCGGAAAGUGGUUUCGGCAUAUCGAUGCCAAGUUCUUUUGCCGAAAAGAAAUCGGAGGUCAUUUCGUCUUCCGGCCCGUCUAAUCAUAGCUUGUUGUCCAAUGUGUUGAUUUCUAUUUUUUUAAUCGCUGGCAGCAGCGAAAGAAAAUUUGGUUUACAAGCUGCUGACAUGGCUGCCUGGAGUUUGCCAUGAUGUAUGCCUGCGUCCACGUGACGCACCACUGGGCCUUUGCCUGCUUAGAUGUUUUAAGAAACGCCCCUUUGUUUCAUCAAGAAGUAGUUGGUGGCAUACCGAAAAAAAUUUCAUCUCAGAGCCAAGGAAGAAUGCAAGAACAAAAACUCUGACCAAGUAUGCAAGGGCUUGCCACAUCUUGAAAGUGUACAGAGGAAAUUCGCUGGCUUCACAAAAGUCUGGCCUUUUGCAUCUGCUGUUUGUUGCAUCGUCUCACCAUUACUUACCCCCCCCCCCCCCCCCCCCUGUGCCAGUGCGUGCCGCUAACCUAAUUUUUUAUCGCAUUUCACCGUUUUUUCGGCCGUGCACGUGACGUGGUCUUGUCGACGAAGCGUCGCCAACGAAAAAGCGUUUGUUUCGACGUUAAAGUUGACGCAGCGUUAGUUCGACGUACUGGACUGCUGUGACACUUCUCCCUCCUUCCCGAGGAAGUGACGGACGGCUUGUUUAAAUGACGACAGCUGCGCUGAGGGGGAAAAAAAAUGGACGGCUAACAAUGUCGCCAAAUGUUGAAAACUUGUUCCGCGUGGAGCCAAAGAAAGAAAAGUGAUUCCUUUACUGUUCAUGCAGCAAUUAUUUAUAUACUCUCGCUUUCUCUUUUUCUCGCAGUUUUUUUUAACUCUUGGUGGCCAAGCAAUGGCGUUAUUUUUUAAGCCCACCCUUUGCCUAUGCUACAUAAUUUCGUGCAUUGUUUUUUUUUAAUACUUAUGCCAUUUGGCUGCUUCUUUUAUCAACUUUUUCGUUAAACAGUAAUUUUGCUUUUUAAUUGCGGAAUGUCCCCCGCUUCAACAUUAUUGUCACCCAUCUUUUUCCCCCGAGACUCGCGUCCAAUGAUUCGGUGCUUCUACGGUUACGCUGAGCUGGACUUGCAAGCCAUUGUUGGAUUAUAUUUUUUUGUUUUCUGUUGAGUGGGGAUGAUUUCACAAAAGGCUGCAUUUUUAGCCAAUAAAAUUGAAGAACAUUUAUUCUGAAA